Molecule: messenger RNA, 8656 nt
Organism: Myripristis murdjan (pinecone soldierfish)
Lineage: Eukaryota; Metazoa; Chordata; Actinopteri; Holocentriformes; Holocentridae
Gene: dido1
Product: death inducer-obliterator 1
Biological process (GO): apoptotic signaling pathway; DNA-templated transcription
Cellular component (GO): nucleus
Source: RefSeq, a predicted model, not a curated record
UAAACAGUCAGCCAUCUGCCGCAGUCAGUUAGCUCCAGCAGCCAGCCAGCCAGCGGGAAUGGAAAAUGGAGGACUAACCGAAGAAAUAGCGAGGACAUAUCAUCGUUAGUUCUAGCUUGUAGCAAACCCAGUAACCUUGAUGAUUACUACCAAGAAGCCUUUUGUUUCGUUUGAAGCACCCUGUUACCCAUCACUACUCAACAACAGACAUUCAGUUUGAAAGUAGUGAUUGACUCCAUCAUCUAUGGAGGAGAAUGUGAGCCCUGAGCUCUCUCUAGCUCCUGAGCCAGAGCAGAGCCAGGACCCUAUGGAUAGCUGCUCUCAAGCCGUUGCAGAAGAGGAUAAAGAGGGAAAGGAACAGUUUCAACUGCAAGAUGAGAAUGUUGCUAAAGAGAAGCUAGAGGUACCAGAUAUAUCUCCCAAGGCCAGGGGUGAAGUGAAGAAGACUUGGGGUUUCCGUCAGACCACCAUCGCAAAGAGAGAGAUGCCAGGUGAAGCAGCUGCCGACACUCAAGAAAACCGCUGUCCUGUACGACGUAGCGGCAGGCAGUCCAAACGCACUGACAAAUUGGAGGAGUUCCUCUCCACCACCAAAAGAGCGUCAAGAAAGAGCGCCCCUCCCACCUUGGAGAGCAGCGACCCCCCCUCCCAGACCCCAACUGACGCAGAGACGGCCUCAGAGGCCAGCUUUGACGGUAACACAGAUACAAAGGCUCUAGACGAUAAAGUGGAGUCCCCAGAGAGGAGGACAAGGAGCGGGACAAGAAAACAGACUGUUGGGAAGACUCGAGGUGCCAGACAGACCCGAGAGGGCGGUGGACGUACAGUCAAAGAUGAAGGAAGCUCGGACAAUGAUGAGGAUGGUAGUGCCAAGAAGCCCCAGUCACAGGACAAUGAUGAGGAUAAAAAAGAUGAAGAACAGAAUGAGCCCUGUCUGGAAGAAGUAGGGAGUGGGAAGUCAGCACAGCCUCAGCCAGAGCAGGACUCUGAGAAGAAAGAGGUUGUGGAGGAGGACCAGAAAGAGCAGGAAGCCAGAAAGGACAAACUGGAGCCAAAAGAAGAGGUAAACCAAGAGGACGAGGACGAGAGCAAAGAGAAGCCUCCAACCGCAUUUGCAAAGCGUGGACCAGUAAGAACUUACACCAACAAGAAGAAGGCAGCCAAUAAAAACAUCACCCCAGUUAGUAAAGCUCCUCUUCCCGUCAAUAAGGUUAUUACUCCUGUCAAGAGGGAAACCAAGCCUAAAGGAAUUCAACCUGCAGCCAAGCCUGGCACAUCCCAGACAGAUGAGGAAAAUGAAGAUGAAAAUGACUCUUCAACUUCUUCAUCCUCAUCAUCCAUUGAGUCUGAUGAUGGAGGAUAUGACCCCAACGCGCUGUACUGCAUCUGUCGCCAGAAACACAACAAACGGUUCAUGAUCUGCUGUGACCGCUGUGAGGAGUGGUUCCACGGAGACUGUGUAGGUAUCACUGAAGCUCGUGGGCGCCUGAUGGAGAGAAACGGGGAAGACUACAUCUGCCCCAACUGCACUGCCAAGAAGAACAAGGUGGUCAGACCUGCCACAGCUGCCCUUUCUGCGGGCACGGAGUUGGGGAAGCUCAAAGCCGAUGCCGCUGCUGCCGCGUAUGCUGCCGACAUUCCUGCUGCCACUUCUUCUCCAGCUGCUGGGGUAACUGACCCCAGAGCAGUAGACCCCAGCGCUUCAGCCAGUCAUUCUGCAGCAGCCCCUACACCUGCCGCAUCCACCACAUCCGCUCCAGCAGAAGAGAAAACAGGAGAUGAUCUGGGCAUCAAAGGCAGAAUAGAGAAAGCCACUAAUCCAACUGGGAAGAAGAAGAUAAAGAUCUUUCAGCCGGCACUACAGCAGACAGCGCAGCAGAAAACCGAUCAGAAGGCGACACCAGCUGUUGAACAGAGGAUGGCACCCAAAGCGGAGCAGAAAGCAGCACCAACUGCAGAGCAGAGGGUAGCAUCAAAUGUGGAGGUGAAAACAACGCCGGCCUUAGAGCAGAAGGAGGUUCCCAGGGUGGAGAAAGCUGAGGAGUCUAACCUUCCCAAAUGCAUUGGGCCUGGCUGUGAGAAUAACGCCCAGCCAGACUCUGUCUAUUGUGGCAACGACUGUAUCCUGAGGCAUGCUGCUGUGGCCAUGAAGUCCAAGGAGAGGGCCAAAGCACAGAAGACCAAGUCCACACCGAAGAGGAGCACCGUUGGUGGGAAAAGGCCAAAUAGGAAGUCCGUGGAGGAGGAGUCAGACAGCGAGGAAGAGCACGAUCCUGAUCUGGAUGACGACGAAGAAGAUGAGCACGCCGAGGAACAUCCGCCACCUCCAGCUGCUGCGUCCUGGUCCAGCGACCAUAAUUACAAUGCAGUAACGCCAGAAAAGACUACACCCAUAUCACCUACAGUGUUAAACAAAAAGUCACCCCCUAAAGAGGAGAAGCAAAGUGAGAAGGAGCAGAAGGACAGGGAUCCAGCCCCUGCUGAGAAGUCCUCCCCAGCUUCCAAAACACCCGUCAAAGUGAACAAGAAGUCCCCGGCCACAAAAGGAACCAAGACUACCCCAAAGGGCAAGAAGCCUUCCCCUCAAGUCACCAGCUCCAAGUUCUCCAAGAAACUCACCACACCUCCAAGUAAAACUGCAGCAAAGUCCAAGAAACCAGCUCCGUCGUCUGCCCCUGCCCCGUCUCCCUUCCCUCCAGGUCCUGUCCACAUAACAGGAGCACUGCGAGUCACCAAGUCCACCUUCACCAUUCCUAAGAAGCAGCCCCAACAAAAAGACACCCAAUCCCACAGUCAGACCUCCUCGUCCUCCAGAGUCCCAUCUUCUCCUGUUUCAUCAUCUCCCUCCAACCAUUCCUCCUCCUCCAGACCUCCCCAACCAGCAGCUUCUGCUCCAUCCAUGUCCCCCAUGCCUCCACCAAACAACCAGAUGAGACAGAACAUCCGCCGCUCGCUCACAGACAUCCUCUACAAGAGGGUGAGUGACAGUGAUGAUCUGAACAUGACUGAGAGUGAGGUGGGAAGACUGGCUGUUGCCAUUGAGAAGGAGAUGUUUAACCUGUGCCUUAACACUGAUAGCAAGUACAAGAACAAAUACAGGUCCCUCAUGUUCAACCUGAAGGAUCCUAAAAACAAAGGCUUGUUUUACAGGGUCAUAGGAGGUGAGGUUAGUCCCUUCAGAUUGGUGAGACUAAGUGCUGAAGAAUUACUUUCUAAAGAGAUCUCUGAGUGGAGGAAGGCUGACCCUCCUGAGGCCCAGACUAACAGUGCCAGAGCCCAUUCAGGGCAGUCCAAACUGGGCAGCAGGCGUGAGUCUGGCCCCCAUAACAUGGAUGUCGAGGAUGCCCCACCAACAUCCGACGCAGAUGUAUGUAUCUCUACCACCUCUCCAUCUUCUCGCAUGGCUUCCGCGGCAGACCAAGAUGAGACCACUCCCUCAGUGUCAGCUCAGGUCUCUGCUGUAGAGGGGAAUAGUGGCAGCAGCAUGCCAGACAUUUUCAAUACCAUGCUCAAAGACACCACUGCUGAACACAGGACUCACCUUUUUGACCUCAAUUGCAAAAUCUGUACAGGUCAGAAGACAGAGGAUGAGCCAGCAGCUAAGAAAGCCAAAUUGAUGAAGAAGCCAGACACUAAGCCACCCAGACAGGAGCUGCGUUCAUCCAGAUCUUCGUCAGGGGAUGUCCCUCCUGCCUACCAGCAGCAAGUGCCCCAAGGCUACCAGCACCAAGACCCCAUGGUCUACCAACACCAGAUCCCUCCAGUGUACCAGUCGAGCAUGGAGGCACCUGUCUCAGAUUCCCAGCCUCAGCUUUACCAAGAGGACCCGAGCAGUAUGGUGCCCCCAGCCCAGGUCCCUGCACCCGUGACCAACCCCACUGUCUCCUCUGUCAGCAUCACUCGCAGAGACCCACGAAUGGCCAGGCACGGCUCCGGAGUUUCCGUUACUCAUGCUGCCCCAGAAACACCUACAGUGAUGCCCAUCUCAGCAGAGCCACCCUCAAUUUCAGUUGCUGCUCCAGUGGAGGUUGGACCCAAAGGACCCCUACCGAUGCCACCAGCUCCCCCGCCUUCAAUGACAGUGUCCAAAUCAGCAAAAAAUAGUACAUCAGAGCCGCCUCCUGAGGGUGAGACGGCAAUUUUCCUCCAUGGUCAGGAGAAGAUUUGGAAAGGAUUUAUCAACAUGCAGUCUGUUGCUAAGUUUGUAACCAAGGCUUACUUGGUUUCAGGAUCCUUUGAAUAUUUGAAGGAGGAUUUGCCAGACACCAUUCACGUUGGAGGGCGAAUAUCCCCAAGCACAGUGUGGGAUUAUGUUGGGAAGCUGAAAACCUCACUCUCCAAGGAGCUGUGUUUGAUUCGUUUCCACCCUGCCACAGAGGAAGAAGAGGUGGCAUAUGUCUCUCUCUUUUCUUACUUCAGCAGCAGGAAACGCUUCGGUGUGGUGGCUAACAACAAUCGUCGCAUCAAAGACCUCUAUCUCAUCCCACUGAGCUCCAAGGAUCCACUGCCUUCCAAACUCUUACCGUUUGAUGGGCCAGGACUUGAACCAGCACGUCCAAACCUCCUGCUAGGGCUGCUGAUCUGCCAAAAGGACAGAAAACGGGCUGGGGCCCCUUUAGAAGUUGAGGAGAAACGGUCCAAAACUCAAACCAAAGACACUGAUGACACUGGCCUUCCAAAGCCAUCUGCGUCAAUCAAAACAGAGAAAAGCGUACGACCAAGCCAAGAAAUUCCCUUCAGCACAACUCCUCCAGGGUCACCUCCAUCCCUCAGCUCCUCAGAGACCCCAAGCAGCUCCAGCUCUGUAACCAGCUCCUCAGUUCUUUCCUUUUUGCAGGCUGUCAAACCCCCUACCACAUCCACACCUAGUGGUAAAGACUCUCCAUCCUCAAGUGGCUCUGUUGCUUCCUCAGCACCAACUGCCACUCCUCUUCAGACAAUCCUAAACACUCUUUUUGGUAAGAAGAAGCAUGACUCCGAGGCCUCUAACUCUCCCUCUGAACACAGUGUGGAAGCCUCAGCCCCACCACCUACAAUGCUAGAUCCCAUUGUCCAGCAGUUUGGCCAAAUUUCUAAAGAGAAGGUAGAUGAGGAUGAAGAUGACAGGCCGUAUGACCCAGAAGAAGAGUAUGACCCCAGCAGGGGCUACAAUGUGCCUAAGAAGCCUGUUGAUAUGGUCAGUGAACCUGAGGUCUCCAAACAGCGUGAAGAGACACCCAAUGAGGUUGAUGAUGUUGCAUAUGACCCUGAGGAUGACUCCAUUUUUGAUGAGGUCAAACCUGUAGUCCCAGGUCAAGCCAAGGGUACAGCUGAGUGUAUUGCAGAACCACAAAAAAUCCUGGAGGACAUGAAACAGAUUGGGGAUCAGAAAUGGCAGAAACAGGGAGAACAAGUUCAGCAGCAAAUGUCAUCCGUGGUGACAUCUGCCACAUCCUUCUCAGUUACAGAUACACUAAUAACACAACCUGCCAAAUCCCUAUUAGCUAAUAGUCAGCUACUGCAGCUUGGCAAAAAGGUUGAAGAACUGGUUAAGUCUUCAUCAGUCGCUCCCUUGAUCAAUCAGAGAAGAGACCCCCGGCAGAGCAGGGAUCCUCGCCAGGCUGCAGCCAGCAGGAAACUGACUGAUGAGCCUGAGGAGAAAGAGGAGAUCCCCGAUGCCUUGGCAGACACUACACCUUCCUCACAGCCUGCAUUUAAGAAAACAGAGUUAGCCGAAGUAGUUGAACCUGAACACCGAAAAUCCUCAGAAGAACCUGAGACACAACAGCCUCAAGAUGAGGUGAAAAGCGAGACGCUUCCCUUCAUGGAUUCAGACAAAGCAGAGGUGUCAAUUCCCUUGUUAGGAGAGCAGAUGGAACCUGAUAUGGAGGUCAACUUCAUGGAAGAAGAAGUGAAAAAUGAGGAAGCAGAGACACCUGAGGCCGAAACUGACAUAGAUAAGUACAGUAUUUGGCCAAAUGCUGCCAGUAUUUUAAAAACUGGUGAUGACUCUAAGUAUGAGCAGAACAGCCAAGAUUCAGACUCAUCCAGCUUUUUCAUUGCCUCCACAAAUACUUCUACAGUAACGUCCGCAAUCCCAGUACUUACUCAGAGCACAAUGGGUGACACUCAUUCCCAUCACAUGCCACAUAUGUCAUCAUCAGGCUUUCAGAAUGAGUACAGACCCCCAGCUGAUGUUCCCCCACCAUCCAACUUCCCACCACCUCAUCCAAUGCAAGGAUCAAACCUGAUUAUUAGGCCACCACCAAUGUCUAUGCCACCACCCAUGCAAGGUCCUCCAAUGUCAGGCCCCCCACCUAUGCAGGGCCCCCCUCCACCUAUCCAUGUUCCUCCUCCAAUUCGUGGUCCUCCCCCCAUGCAAAACGAUGGAAGCCAGCAAUAUGGCCCACCUCCAGGGAGCUACCCUCCCUAUCAGAACCAGUGGGGAGGAACCCAGCCGCAGCAGCAGCCGCCUCCUGGACCCCCUCCCCAGAAUAUUAUGCCACCCAGAGGACCACCACCACCUUUCCCUCCAGUGGGCCAGAGGGGCCCCCCUCCUCAAAUGUUUGAUCCCUCCAUGCCCCCUCAGCACAUUGGACAGCAAGGUCCCCCUACAGGCCUGCCCCCUCCUCCUAGUUUUGAUGGACAGAACAGCUUGCCUCCACCAAGAUUCAGUGGUGGUCCCCCACCACCAUUUCAAUUCCCUGGGUCCAGAGGCCCACCUCCACCUUUCACAGGACCACCCCCUGGUCACUUUGAUAACAGGCUCCCUCCUCCGUCCCACUUCCCAGGGCCUAGGGGUCCCCCGCCGUCUCAGUAUGGUGACCAUGGGUCUCAACCCCCAAUGGUAGAGCCUCCUCGAGGUCCUGUCGAUCAGUAUAAUAAAGACAAUGCUAACUCUUUCAAAAUUGGUGUGGACCAACAGCAGAACCAAAACCCUGCUCAUAUGUAUAAAGAAAACCAGGGCCCCCCACCAGGUUCUGCAUACAGAGGCCCUCUGCCGAACCAGUAUGAGGACAGAAGAGGCCCACCUUCCAGUGGGGAGAUGGGCGGACAGCAUUUCCAUCCACAUAACCAGUAUGGCGGCUCCAGACCGCAUUCUUCACCACCACAUAGAGGCACGUUUGAUGAACAUCGAGGACUUCCCUCUCAGGACAACAGGGCCCCCCAGCCUCAGCAUUUUGGAGGGUCAGAACGGUAUCGCUUUGACAGGCACUCAGAAGACGGCAGACCUGUCCGUCACAGUGGGCCACUACUGCCAACUCCUUCAGAGGGCCCAAUACCUCCGCCAGGCCGCAUGGGUGCCCACAGUCCAGACCUGCACAGGGAAGAUCACUGGCGACGCCACUCUCCUGAUAUGAGGAGAAGGAGCAGCUCUACCCGAGAGGAAUCAGAGCCUCGUGGUGAUCGCCUUAGUCGCUUCGAAGGAGGACACCGAGAACCUCCUCCUGGCCCCUCACACCUUUCUGAAGAGAGGCAGCGAGAGUUGUCUGAGGACCGGCGGAGGGACAGAGAGCGUGAGGGCCCCCACUCCGGCAGGCCAUCCUGGGACAGGGCACAAGGAAAACGCUGGAGCCGAGAGCGGGAGUGGGACAGAGGCAGAGAAAGGGACCGGGACAGGGAGCGUAGCCGAGAGAGAGACCGCAGCAGAGGCAGGGAGGGAGAGAGACACAGGGAGACAGAGGGAGAGCGACACAGGGAUCCAGAAGCAGACAAGAGGAGAGAUCGAGACAGGGACAAGGACAGAGAAAGGGACAGGGACAGAGGCAGGGACAGGGACAGGGACAGGGACUCUGACAGGAGAGACUAUGAUCGUGACAGAGGGAGAAUCCGUGACCGCGACAGAGAGCGUGAACGUGACCGAGAGCGAGACAGGAGACGAAGCAGAGACCGAGACCGUGGGAAAGACCGGGGCAGGGACAGAGACAGGGAGAGGGAUAGAGACAGGGACAAAGACAGAGAUCGCCGGGAAAGGAGCAGAAGCAGAGAGAGGAAAGAGGACAAAAAGGAGAGUAAGCAUGAUGUCCCUAAGGAUAGUGAUAAACUUGCAGAAACGGAGAAUGAUAAAAACAUGUCCUAGUCUCCAUUUGUUUGACAUCAUUACAGUGUUAUGAAAGACCUUUGAUCCUUCUCCAGUCUCAGUCAUUACUGUCAGUGUCCAUGAAUAUUAUUCCUGAAAGUUUCAUCCUGAUCUUGUUUUGUUUCCUUAGACAAAAUAUUUGUAUUAUCUUUGGCCACUCAAAAGUUUAUAAAUUUAUUUUAUCACCUCUAAGAAAAAAACUGAAUGCCAUCUUAAGUUGCGUGUGUACAGGAUGUAAAACUGAGUCCUAUUAAAUGUACCUUUCUCCUAUCAAAGCUCUUUUAAAAAUAACCACAAUGAAAGUAACCGAUUUAACAAGUCGUCUGCAUAGUGUAAAUAUGAAUGUAUGUAUAUACUGAUGUUUUUAAUCAUACUUUUCUAAGUAGAGAAAAUACAAGCCAUAUAUCUUGGAUGAAUAAUGUGAACGUAAAGGCAACACUGCUCGGCUCUGCGACCAUUGCACAAUACAAUUGUAUGUGUAUAUGUUCAGCAGCUUUCAACUGAAAGACUAUCUACAGUAUACAUCAUUGAUGGUUAUUGAAAUGUCUUGAUUUUGUUUCAACUCAGACUUGACCAAUUAAACCUGUUUGACAACAA